Closterium sp. Naga37s-1 is the source of this 4404-nucleotide messenger RNA. Lineage: Eukaryota; Viridiplantae; Streptophyta; Zygnematophyceae; Desmidiales; Closteriaceae. The record is from the annotation of a GenBank genome assembly.
AUGGUUCCAUAUCCCACAGUUGCCCUCAACUUCUGCAAAUGCCUCCUAAUCACCAAGCCUGCUUCCGUGUAUUCAGCGCCGACCGGUGCGGCGACGACCGAGCCGCCGCGUGCCGCGACUGUGACAGUGAUCGAGCCGCAAGUGCUUCUCCUGUCGCUCUCCGUGCUCCAGUCGCGCGUGUCGCAUCUGCAGGCCCUCCUGGGGAUGCUCGCUCAGCCGUCGUCAGCGCUGAAGGUUGACGAGGCGCCUUACGAGCAGGCGGCUGUAGCAGUGGGGACCAUGAUCCGACAGCUGGCUGUAGCGGCCGUCUCGCUGCUGCCGCCCAACCAGCAAGCUGCUGUACUUCAGGCUGAGCCUCUGCUACAGCCGGCGGGGGCUCUCGAGUCAUCCAAUCCGCCUCCCGCCGCUAGCGGAACUCCGUCAAUCGCCGAUGGGGAAACUCAAAAUCCGGUUUCCGCUAUACUUGCUCCGACCACCACCCACUCUGCUGCUGCUCCGGAAGCAGCGACGUGGAUUUCUCCGGAGUUGAAAUCCAGCUCAACAGCUGCCGAGCCUGGGGAGCCUCGGCAAGAGCCUGUCGGAGAGGCACGGGCGGAGGUGGCGCCGGAUGCAACACCGAUGCGCGACCCGACACUUGACGCGCAGAGUUGGAUCGCGGUCGGGAGGAAAAGAGGUCGCAACGACGAGUGCGAAACGGAACCUGCUGCAGAAGCCGCCUGCUCUGCCGAACCCCUCCAAAAAAGCAACUUGUGCGCUAGUGUACCAACCCCCCGUUACAUGAACACUAGUGAGCUGCGGUCUCCAGGCCUUGGAGUUGCCGUUGCGGCAGAGCCUGAUCCGCAUAGCGGCAUGGAAAUUGCGGGAGACAUGGAAGCUGGGGGCUAUGAGGAGAAAUUGGUGGAGGAUGUGACUGGUCCGACUGGAGCAAAUUCAUGCGGACUUCCUACUGCCGGUGUAGUGUCGGAGAUGUUCAGCUGCCCGGCUGCAGGCUGCCCGUUCAACAAGCAGCACCCGGGGUUCCGCGCAUUCAAGUCGAAGGCGUCGCUGCGGAACCACUACCGUCGGACGCACGCUGGUGAGGCGCUGCUGUGCUCGCGGUGCGGCAGCAAGUCGUUCUGCCUGCCGGCCGACCUGGAGGCUCAUGAGAGGCGGUGCGGGCCACGGCGGUGGCAGUGCUCCUGCGGCAACUCGUUUAGCCGAAAGGACAAGCUCGCCAAUCACUUGAAGCCACGUCCCCAGCAGGAACUCUCAGCACAUGGGCUGCCAAACCACCCACCACCCCUUCAUCAUGGGUUUGAUUCCCAAGGACCCUCUCCGAGUGACCCACCGGGGAGUUCAACUCAGCAGCAAGCCUUCCGGGCGUCAGCAGUAGACGGCAGGCUGUUGCCAGGUGGUGGGACAAUGAGAGUACAGCCAUCCCAUCAUGGUUCCCAAAAGCCCUGUCUCAGUGGCUUUCCGGGGAGUACAGCUCAACGACCGCAGCCCUCCCGAGCCUCAAAGGUAGAAGGCGGGCUGCUGCGGAUUGGUGCAAUGAUGAGAAUGCAGCCACCACCCCAUUCCCAGGAGCGGCGGCCCUGUCCCAGUGAUCCUCCGGGACCUUCAGCCCAGCAGCAGGCCUCCCGGGCCUCACAGGUAGACAGCAGGCUCCUGCCGGGUGGUGUGACAAUGAGAAUGCAGCCGCCACCCCGUUCCCAGGGGCCCUGUCGUCCCGGCGACCCUCCGGGGAGUUCUGCUCAACGGCAGGCCUACCGGGCCUCACAGUCGAACGGCAGGCUGCUGCUGGGUGGUGACACGAUGGCAAAGCAUCCAUCAACCCAUCGUCAUUCCCAAGGACACUCAGGGCACGGUGACCCUCGGCGGAGUUCAGCUGAACGGCAGGCCCUCCGGGCCUCACAGGUGGAGGAGGAGGAGGAGGAGGAGGAGGAGGAGGAGGAGGAGGAGGAGGAGAAGGAGGAGGGGGAGGAGGAGGGGGAGGAGGAGGAAGAGGAGGAAGAAGAAAAUAAAGAAGCAGAACAGGCACACCAGCAGCAAGGGAAGAAGCAGCAGCAGGAGCAGGAGCAGGAGCAGGAGCAGGAGCAGGAGCAGGAGCAGGAGCAGGAGCAGGAGCAGGAGCAGGAGCAGGAGCAGCAGCAGGAGCAGGAGCAGGAGCAGGAGCAGCAGCAGGAGCAGCAGCAGGAGCAGCAGCAGGAGCAGGAGCAGGAGCAGCAGCAGGAGCAGCAGCAGGAGCAGCAGCAGGAGCAGCAGCAGGAGCAGGAGCAGGAGCAGCAGCAGCAGCAGCAGCAGGAGCAGCAGCAGGAGCAGCAGCAGGAGCAGCAGCAGGAGCAGCAGCAGCAGCAGCAGCAGCAGCAGCAGCAGCAGGAGCAGCAGCAGCAGCAGCAGGAGCAGCAGCAGCAGCAGCAGCAGGAGCAGCAGCAGCAGGAGCAGCAGCAGCAGGAGCAGCAGCAGCAGGAGCAUGCUCGGGAGAAGCAGGCUGAGGAGAAGCAGGCUCAGGAGAAGCAGGCUCAGGAGAAGCAGGUUCAGGAGAAGCAGGCACGGGAGGCGCAGCGGAAGCAGCAGUGCGACACAGUGGCAGUGGCGAUAGUUGGCAUGAUCAAGAGCCUCGCAGUGGCCGCUGCCAGCCUGCUGCCUCCCCACCAGCAGCACAUCGCUCUCCUUCCCCUAUUCCCUCUACUGCCAAACCUGCAGGGUAUGGAGGUUAAAGAGGAAGAGGAGGAGGUAGAGGAAGAGGAGGAGGAAGAGGAAGAAGAAGAGGAAGACGAAGAAAAAGAGGAAAAGGAAGAGGAGAUGGGAGAGUCCGAUGACAAAGACGAGGAAGAGGGAGAAGGCAUGGAGGAGGAAGAGGAUUCAAAUGGGGAGCAGCAUUGGUUGCAGGAGAGGGAACAACAGCAAUUGGGAGCAGGAGGAGGCAAGGUGCAACUGCGGCCACAAUUCUCAGGAACAAGUCGUUCGAUCAUGGAGGAGCGACUCAGUGCCGCUAAAAAGGGUAGCUUGGCAAGGGAAGCCGGGCAGAAGCGCAAGCAGCACGAGGAGGAGCAUUGGGACGGGGAGCAGGGCGAUGGGGAGCAGCAUGAGGGGGAGGUGACUCCUCGUAGGCGCAAGAACUGCCCAGAGCCAGGCUGCCAGCACAACAAGCAGCACUUUCGCUUCCGCCCGCUCAGGUCCCUUGCCUCGCUGCACACCCACCACCGCCGUGUGCACAGCACCAAGCCCUUCACCUGUUCCCGCUGCCAGGUGAACCUUUUUUUCUUUACUCCACUUCAUCUCUCCUCCUCUCUCCGCUGUUUGCUCAAGUCCCUUGCCUUGCUGUACACCCAUCACCUACCCAUGCACAGCGCCAACCCUUUCACGUGCUCCCGAUACCAGAUCAAGUCCUUCCCCCUCCACGAGAAGCAGUGCAGUGUGAAGCGGUGGCACUGCUCCUGCUGCUCACUCAAACUUCUCUUCCCUCCCUAUCCCCCUCUCCCUUACCCUCAGGUCAAGUCCUUUGACCUUCAGUCCGACAUGCGAACACCCGAGAAGCAGUGCGGUGUAAAGCGACCUGUGGGACAACAAGAAGCAGUGCGGUGUAAAGCGGUGGAAUUGCUCCUGCUAGAGCUCACUCACACUCCUCCCCCCUCCCUUUCCCCCUCUCCCUUCCCCUCAGGUCAAGUCCUUUGGCCUUCAGGCAGACCUGUGGGACAACAAGAAGCAGUGCGGUGUAAAGCGGUGGAAUUGCUCCUGCUAGAGCUCACUCACACUCCUCCCCCCUCCCUUUCCCCCUCUCCCUUCCCCUCAGGUCAAGUCCUUUGGCCUUCAGGCAGACCUGUGGGACAACAAGAAGCAGACAAGUCUUUUGGCCUUCGGUCCGACAUGCGAACACACGAGAAGCGGUGCGGUGUGAAGCGGUUGCACUGCUCCUGCGGGAACUCCUUCAGCAGAAAGGACAAACUAUUCAACCAUCUCAACACGUUCACAGACCACUCGUCUCUCUUCAACCUCCAACCAGUUGCCGUUCCCGUUCAGCCAAAGCAGAAGGUGCAGCAGAGGAGACAGACGCUGCAGGCCCAAACGCAGCAGGUAGCAGUGUCAAAUCAUCUUGAGAUGCAGACGAAUCAGCUACAGGGGGAUAUGAAGCUUCUAGAGGAGCAGACGAACCAGCUAGAGGCGCAUAUGAAGCUGCUAGACGCCCCUCAAAGCGCCAGCUGCAUGAGGGUGGAACAAGGUGCCCCACCCUUGCCCCAGCAGCACCCCUCCCCACCCUUGCUGCAGCAACGCCCCUCCCUCCCGUUGCCACAGCAGCACCCCUCGCAGCAGCACCCCUCCCUAACCCCACAAUCAGCACAGGCAAUCAGUGCAGUCACUGCAUUCAAGGCAGUCAACGUGGCCUAUGCAACCCUCUCCACCUGUGCAGCCCCAGCUGCUUGA